AAAAAGACGACGGGUGUCUAUCAAUGCUCCCUGACGGGCAGAAAAAUGGGCGGGUGCCCCCUAAAUGGAAACUAUGAGUCCCACCCACAUCAGUUAAAAACAGCCUGUAUUGUGACUGGACAGGGAGACACGGCUUCCAGGAAGAAACUGAAAACUGACUAAACCAUGAGCUACCCUGGAUACCCCCCUCAGGCAGGUGGUUAUCCACCACAGCCUGGUGCUUACCCACCUCAGCCUGGAGCUUACCCACCUCAACCUGGAGCUUACCCUCCCCAAGCAGGAGGCUACCCCCCGCAGCCAAGUGGCUACCCUCCUCAACCCGGCGGCUACCCUCCUCAAGCUGGCGGCUACCCACCACAGGCUGGUGGCUAUCCGCCACAGCCAGGAGGCUAUCCCCCACAGGCUGGAGGCUACCCACAGGCACCUCCACCAGGAAGCUGGGGUGGUGGCCCUGCUGGUGGUUAUCCUUCCAUUGGCCUUGACAGCUUAUCCAACCCUGGAUACAAUGCUGGCAUGGCCAACCAGAUCUCUGCAGGCAUGGGGGGUUUUACUCCAAACCCUUCCAUGUUCGCCCAAGCCCCUGGGGGGUACCCACCUCCCCCUCAGCCUGGCGGGUAUGGUGCCCCCUUCCCUAACCAACAGUCAUAUGGCCUGUACCCACAGCCAGGAGGGACCAUGCCCCAAGGCCCAGGGAUGAGCUACCCCGGUCAGCCUGGCCAGCCUAUGCCAGGGUACCCUCGUGCACCAUCACCUAACCCUCCCAUGGCCGGUUAUGGAGGAGCACCAGCGCCAAUGCCAGGGUACCCAAAUGCCCCAUCACCCAAUCCAUCCAUGCCAGCCUACGGAGGAGGAGCCAUGCCAAUAGCUCCACCUGUCAAUAGAGGAUUCAGGGGAACAAUCAAGGACUUUCCUGGAGCUGAUCCUCUCAAAGAUGUAGAGGUCCUGAGGAAGGCCAUGAAGGGCUUUGGGACUGAUGAGCAAGCAAUCAUCGACUUACUGGGGAGUCGCUCCAACAAGCAGCGUGUGCCUUUGCUCCGGGCAUACAAAACUUCCUAUGGCAAGGAUCUGGUUAAGGAUCUGCAUUCAGAACUGUCUGGAGACUUUAGGAAGCUGGUCAUGGCCAUGUUGAAGACCCCAGCUGAGUUUGACGCCUAUGAACUCAACAGUGCCAUAAAGGGAGCUGGAACCGAUGAAGCCUGUCUGAUAGAGAUCCUGUCUUCUCGCUCCAAUGCUGAAAUCAAGGAGAUAAACCGCAUUUACAAACAAGAAUACAAGAAGUCACUGGAGGAUGCCAUCAGUGGGGAUACCUCAGGCCACUUCCGCAGGCUCCUGAUCUCUCUCGCCCAGGGUAAUCGUGAUGAACGAGAACAGGUUGACAUCUCCCUGGCUAAACAAGAUGCUCAGGCCCUGUACGCUGCUGGAGAAAACAAGCUGGGAACAGAUGAGUCCAAAUUCAAUGCUAUUUUGUGUGCCCGGAGCAAAUCCCAUCUAAGAGCAGUGUUUCUUGAGUACCAGCAAAUGUGUGGCAGGGAUAUCGAGAAGAGCAUUUCCAGGGAGAUGUCUGGAGAUCUUGAGAGUGGCAUGUUGGCAGUGGUGAAGUGCAUUAAGAACACAUCUGCCUACUUUGCUGAGAGGCUUUACAAAGCCAUGAAGGGAGCUGGGACCAAGGACAGAACCCUGAUCCGCAUCAUGGUCUCCCGUUCUGAGGUUGACAUGCUGGAUAUCCGCCAGGAGUAUGUUAAAAACUAUGGCAAGUCACUGUACACGCACAUCUCUGGAGACACAUCAGGAGAUUACAAAAAACUCCUAUUGAAGCUCUGUGGGGGUAGUGACUGAAUUGGAAGCAAUGUCUACUACAUUAUAGAAAUGUUCUAUAAAUAUCAGUUUUCUGCCUUAUCUAUGCGCACUAUAUACAAACCGCAAACCUGCAUGCCAAGUCAGUGCUCUCAGUGCAAUGUUUACCUAGUUCUAAGAAUGUUUUACAUAUUGCUACAAAUACUUUUUCUUUUCUAUCUACAGUAUGCACAAAAAAAGUUAUAUAUAUUUUUUAACUUGUGAAACUUUGAUUAUUUGAGUUGCAUAUACAUGGCCAUCCAAUAGAUUUGUCAAAGAUUACAUUUGAAUUUUAAAGAGUUAUAUAUUUUUAAGAUAUUUUAUUUCAAUUGUGCCAAUUUGAUCAGAUAUCUAAUGAUAUCUGGACUGUUUAUCAGCUUGUUCUCUAAUGUUCAGCAAUGCUGAAUAAAGUAUGAGAUAAAGAAUACGUAGCAGCUAAGUACCAAAGUUAAUAUCAAUGUUUGCAACUGUAUAAUCUCUUCUAUAUUUUGUCUACGCUUUACAAUUCUUUGUUCAUCAUAGUUGUGCUGUAUUUACAACAGAUGCUUCACUUUCUGUCAUUGUAGCAUGUACAAUCAUAGCAUUACAUUUCAUAAAUUGUGAUUUUAAUUUCACGAGUCUCAGAAAAUAAACAUUGAGAACGCA
Lates calcarifer (barramundi perch) is the source of this 2478-nucleotide messenger RNA. It is a transcript of the gene anxa11a, whose product is annotated as annexin A11a. Lineage: Eukaryota; Metazoa; Chordata; Actinopteri; Centropomidae. Gene Ontology annotation, biological process: cytokinetic process; phagocytosis. The transcript has 15 exons. The record is from RefSeq and is a predicted model, not a curated record. Bases 166 to 1836 code for a protein of 556 amino acids. Gene Ontology annotation, cellular component: cytoplasm. Gene Ontology annotation, molecular function: calcium-dependent phospholipid binding; calcium ion binding.